Messenger RNA from Penicillium alfredii, 1173 nucleotides. RefSeq lists its product as uncharacterized. Lineage: Eukaryota; Fungi; Ascomycota; Eurotiomycetes; Eurotiales; Aspergillaceae. Gene Ontology annotation, biological process: DNA repair. Bases 1 to 1173 code for a protein of 390 amino acids. The transcript is spliced from 3 exons. The record is from RefSeq and is a predicted model, not a curated record. Gene Ontology annotation, cellular component: nucleus; Smc5-Smc6 complex.
AUGGCGCGCUCAAGUCAAAACAAGCGUCGACGACUGACCGACCGCACUACCAAUAUCCAGUCGCAAGUUCCCUCAUCGCAAGGUGGCAAUGAUAAAAGAUACUAUGACCCCGACCAAGAUGCUGGCGAACGACGGCAGAUUCGGAGAGGACUGAGAGAUCUGACCAGGGAACUGAAUGGAAACGAUGGGCUAUACAAAACCGUUGAGAAAGCCAACGAGAUCUUCGUCCAAGUCAAGCAGACGUCCGACGCCACCAUUGAUUCACGCCUCCUCGUCAGUGCCGCCGAUCUUUCGCAUAAGAAAACCUCCCAGCUCGCACUCGGGGAGUCUACUGCAGGAAUCGACGUCGAUGAAUUUGUUUCAAAGUGUAUUUCGUUCAUGCGUGACGGCCCAGAAAGUACCACAGCCUCGCCCAACGGGACUCAACGUCGAUCGCGUGUCUCCAGAACCCAGCGAGAAGCCAAUGAUAGUGAUGAUGAGGAUGUGGGCGACGCAAUGAACUGGGACUGGCUGGGUCGAACUGCGUGCUUCCCGUAUAAUGCUCGGCCCGCUGUAUCUGGAUGGUUAUUGGGGCCACUGUCGCUUCAAAAGCGCGCGCGGCAGCAGAUACAGCGGAGAGAGGCGGAGCGAAUUGAUCCAUCACUAGCAGUGCAGCCUCAAGAUCUUGAACAGCAGGACCUCGACCAGCAGGAGAACUCGAAUCUCACCGUGAUGUGCUCCGAAAUUAACAGGAAUCUUGCGGAUACCCAGAAAACGAGCCAAGAGAUGGUGGAAGAGAGACUAUCCCAGGAAGAGGACCCCAGUCCGGACAGGGUGCAAGAAGUGAUGGACCAAUACAAUAUUGCUGACGAUGGCGGAAUUCCUCUGUUCCGUUUCUGCAUCAAUCCCCGCUCCUUUGGACAGAGUGUGGAGAAUAUGUUCUACGUCAGCUUCUUGGUUCGCGACGGAACUGUCGGGGUUUCUGUGGAUAGCCGCCAGCUGCCAACGCUUCAUGCCUCGGCGCCAUACGCGCCUAGUGAAGCGCAGAAAAAGGGCAUUCAGAAACACCAGGCCGUUUUUAGUCUGGAUUUUGAGACAUGGGAGCAACUGAUCGAAGUCUUUGAAAUUGAAGAGUCGAUCAUUCCCCAUCGCGAGGAAACCAUGGGGGAAACUCGUCGGGGCUGGCAUGGUUAG